GUCCUUGGCCUUCCCAGCAGGCUGAGAAGCAGCUGCUGCGGAACGAUGGACCUUGGGGUCGGCGGCUUCUCUGAGGAGCAGUUCCGGGAAGCCUGCGCUGAGCUUCAGCAGCCCGCACUUUCCGGGGCCGACUGGGAGCUGCUGGUGGAGACCUUCGGUAUCAGCAUCUACCGGCUGCUGGACCAGCAGACUGGAUUGUAUGAGUAUAAGGUCUUUGGCGUUCUGGAGGAUUGCUCACCGGGUCUACUUGCAGAUGUCUAUGUGGACUUAGACUAUAGAAAACAGUGGGACCAAUAUGUUAAAGAACUCUAUGAAAAAGAAUGCAAUGGAGAAGCAGUGGUCUACUGGCAAGUCAAGUACCCUUUUCCCAUGUCCAACAGAGAUUACGUCUAUGUGCGACAGCGGCGAGAGCUGGACCAUGAAGGACAGAAGAUCCACGUGAUCCUGGCCCAGAGCACCCCCGUGCCACAGUUUCCAGAGAAAUCGGGCGUGAUUCGGGUGAAGCAGUACAAGCAGAGCCUGGCGAUCCAGAGCGAUGGCAAGAGGGGGAGCAAAGUUUUCAUGUAUUACUUCGAUAACCCAGGUGGCCAAAUUCCGUCCUGGCUCGUUAACUGGGCUGCCAAGAAUGGAGUUCCUAACUUCUUGAAAGACAUGACGAAAGCCUGUCAGAACUAUCACAAGAAAACCUAAGGGAAGGAAUUGGGAGCCUUGUGUCUGUGGAAUGAUGUCUCCGGAAGUGCCACAACCGCCAGCGCUCAGCCUGCCUUUCACUUUUUUGUCCUCAGAGUCUUGCAUGCUCUCCAGCAUGUUGUUCCCAAGUGUGUUUGCCUGAUGCCCGGCUUCCUUUCCCACUCUCCCUUCCCCAGGACCCACUGCCUUCUUCCGCUGUUGAAUGUGGGUCAGAUUAGGGAAACUUUUGCUUGUUUAUUUUUAAAAAGGGGAGUCCUCAGUAAGGAACACAGUCAAUCCAUUGUGCCAUUCUAGGGAGAUCUUGGGUGGAGGACUGACAACACCAUCUAAGAGUGACUGAUCCUGGCAAGCUGGCUCCUUCCCACAUGUGAUUUCUUGCAACCCAGGGAGGUGAUUUCCUGCUGAAGUUGCAU
Molecule: messenger RNA, 1103 nt
Organism: Balaenoptera musculus (blue whale)
Lineage: Eukaryota; Metazoa; Chordata; Mammalia; Artiodactyla; Balaenopteridae
Gene: PCTP
Product: phosphatidylcholine transfer protein
Exons: 6
Coding region: 46-690 (214 amino acids)
Molecular function (GO): phosphatidylcholine binding; phosphatidylcholine intramembrane carrier activity
Source: RefSeq, a predicted model, not a curated record